Molecule: messenger RNA, 2310 nt
Organism: Apus apus (common swift)
Lineage: Eukaryota; Metazoa; Chordata; Aves; Apodiformes; Apodidae
Gene: NUDCD3
Product: NudC domain containing 3
Exons: 6
Coding region: 58-1113 (351 amino acids)
Biological process (GO): protein folding
Cellular component (GO): cytoplasm
Source: RefSeq, a predicted model, not a curated record
GCGGGGACCGGAAGCGCGGCCGAGCGCGGUUGCCGUGACAGCGGGCCCGGAGCCGCCAUGGAGGCCGCGGCCGCGCUCACCGAUAUGUACGACCAGGCGCUGCUGGGGAUCCUGCAGCACGUCGGGAACGUGGAGGAGUUUCUGCGCGUCCUCUUCGGCUUCCUCUACCGCAAGACCGACUUCUACCGCCUCCUCCUGCGGCCCGGGGACCGCCUGGGCUUCCCGCCCGGCGCAGCGCAGGACAUGGCCCUCCAGGCAUUCAAAGUCUUUGAGCGGAUGGCCCAGCAGGAUGAUGAGAAGAGGCGCCGAGAGCUGGAGGUGAAGCUGAGGAAGAAGGAGGAGGAGGAGGCCACAUCUGCUGAGAGGGUGAAACUGCCCCCGGCAGCUCAGGAGGUCGAGGUAGAAACAACAGUAGAGCCGGUCCCAGCAGUGGAUGCUGGGGGAGCUGCAGGGAUCCCGGAGUCAGCCCAGGACACAUCCCCUGGCCCGGUGUCCACCGAGCCCCCAGGGGCUGCUGGCCCAGCAGCUUUGCCAACGAGACAGGAGCAGUUCCAGACCAACCCUGAUAGCUACAAUGGAGCAGUACGAGAGAAUUAUGCCUGGUCCCAAGACUACAGUGACCUGGAGAUUAAAGUGCCUGUGCCCAAGCACAUUGUAAAAGGCAAACAGGUGUCUGUGGAUAUCAGCAGCAGCACGAUCCGUGUGGCAGUGCUGGAGGGGAGCAGCCAGUGCGUGCUCAUGGAAGGGAAACUCACCCACAAGAUCAACACUGAGAGUUCCCUCUGGAGCCUGGAGCCAGGGAAGUGUGUUUUGAUUAACCUGAACAAAGGGGACGAGUACUGGUGGAAUGCCAUCCUGGAGGGUGAGGAGCAGAUUGACAUCGACAAGAUCAACAAGGAGCGCUCCAUGGCCACGGUGGAUGAGGAGGAGCACGCCGUGCUGGACCGCCUCACCUUUGACUACCACCAGAAGCUUCAGGGCAAGCCCCAGAGCCACGAGCUGAAGGUGCACGAGAUGCUGAAGAAGGGCUGGGACACUGAGGGCUCCCCAUUCCGUGGCCAGAAGUUCGACCCCUCCAUGUUCAACAUCUCCCCUGGUGCGGUGCAGUUUUGACAGAGGCAAAAAGUGGCUGAGAGGCGAAGUGAGGAGAGGAGAAAACCCCCCUCCACGACCCCCUGGCACCCCAACACCAGCACCCGGAUGUGCUGCCAGCACCUUCCACUGCUUCUGUCAACUGGCACAGGCUGGGUGCUCUGGUGGGUGUGUGUGAACCUGGGCAAACGCAGAUUCUCAGAUUCCCAGAUUUCCAUCCUGUCACCAAGGCAACCUGGGCGCUGGGACCCUUCUCCUCUCCUCACCUCGCGCUGCCGGCAGCUCCCGUGUUCCUCAGGAGCAGACGGAGCCUGUUGGGUGAUGGCAAAACCUGUUGGGUGACAUAAUGGUGGUUGGAGGCCGUUGUGUGACAAUGAAGCCGAUUGGGUGACACAGUGGUGAUUGGAGCCAGCUGGGUGACAGUGGAACCCGUUGGUUGACACAAUGGUGGUUGGAGCCUGUUGGGUGACAACCGAACCCAUUGGGUGACACAGUGGUGGAUGGAGCCCAUUGGGUGACAGCGGAGCCUGUUGGGUGACACGAUGGUGAUUUUGGGUAGCUGAGGAUGCUUCUGUCAGGGCUUUCAUGGGGGUGCAGACCCUUCCCUGCCCUGUCACAAGGCAGCUUCACCCCUCACCGGUGGAGCUGUGGCAAGGGACACACAGGGAGGGGACCUGUCCCCGCCUGUCCCCACUGGCUCCCCUCACCAGGCCCUGCACCAGGGUCUCCCCCAGGAGCUGCCCCAUCCAAUGCCAGGGGGACGUUCUCCCAAGAUCCCUUUAGCCCAUGGUCAGGGGCAGGUUGAGGGUGCCCACCCACCUUAGUGGUGUGCAGAGAACCCACCCAACCCCUUUGCCGGGUGGGAGGAGGGUUUGCUUCCCCUGUUCCUUGGGGUAGGGAGGGAGCAGCAGGGCUGUCACCCACAGCACCUGUAGUGGGGGUGUCCAGGCUGAGUUGGGGGUCCCUUGCAGGGAACUACCAGCUUAGCCUCCCUGGCCACCAGCCCCCCCAGACCAGUGGGCAGGAGCAUCUGGGCUUCCCUGGCAUUUUGGGGUCUUGGAGGAGAGAUGUGGGAGCCUUGGGGCCCCCUCCAGCCUAGCCAGGGGCUUGCAGCACCCCCCGGCCCCCACCCUGGGGUGCAUAGGCUGAGGGUCCCUGGUUGUCACAGUGUUCCCCCUCCACUGCCCGCCUUGGUUUGCAAUAAACGUUUCUCCAGCA